UAAGGCGGUGGCGACGCGGCCGUCCCGGCGUGCGGAGCUGCGGCACCCGGGGACAGGCAGGUCGUGCGGCAGCGGCGGCAUCAUGCGCGAGUGCAUCUCCGUCCACGUCGGCCAGGCCGGCGUCCAGAUGGGCAACACCUGCUGGGAGCUCUACUGCCUGGAGCAUGGCAUCCAGCCCGACGGGCAGAUGCCCAGUGACAAAACCAUCGGCGGAGGGGACGACUCCUUCACCACCUUCUUCUGUGAGACUGGGGCUGGCAAGCACGUCCCACGGGCCAUCUUUGUGGACCUGGAGCCCACCGUGAUCGAGGCCCAGGUGGACUCGGGGUGUCCCCAGAUCCCUGGAGGGAGCCGGUAG
Molecule: messenger RNA, 358 nt
Organism: Malurus melanocephalus (red-backed fairy wren)
Lineage: Eukaryota; Metazoa; Chordata; Aves; Passeriformes; Maluridae
Product: tubulin alpha-5 chain-like
Exons: 3
Coding region: 83-358 (91 amino acids)
Biological process (GO): mitotic cell cycle; microtubule cytoskeleton organization
Cellular component (GO): microtubule; cytoplasm
Molecular function (GO): structural constituent of cytoskeleton; GTP binding
Source: RefSeq, a predicted model, not a curated record